Erigeron canadensis is the source of this 664-nucleotide messenger RNA. Its product is annotated as 60S ribosomal protein L35-2-like. Gene Ontology annotation, cellular component: cytosolic large ribosomal subunit; ribosome. The record is from RefSeq and is a predicted model, not a curated record. The transcript is spliced from 4 exons. The coding region runs from base 106 to 477 and encodes 123 amino acids. Lineage: Eukaryota; Viridiplantae; Streptophyta; Magnoliopsida; Asterales; Asteraceae. Gene Ontology annotation, biological process: translation; maturation of LSU-rRNA from tricistronic rRNA transcript (SSU-rRNA, 5.8S rRNA, LSU-rRNA). Gene Ontology annotation, molecular function: structural constituent of ribosome; mRNA binding.
UGUAUAUAUUAGCCCUAACCUGUCGCUCAUUUGUUAGCAGCAGCUAGGGUUUCAUAUAUUCAAGGCGGCCAGCGUAGUUGACACUCCAUCUUCAUCAAUCAAUCAAUGGCGAGAAUCAAGGUUCAUGAGCUUAGGAGCAAAUCAAAGGCUGAUUUGUUUGAUCAGUUGAAGGAUCUCAAGGCUGAACUUGCUCUUCUUCGUGUUGCCAAGGUUACUGGCGGAGCUCCCAACAAACUAUCCAAGAUUAAAGUGGUGAGGACAUCAAUUGCUCAGGUUUUGACUGUCAUUUCCCAAACCCAGAAGUCUGCUCUUAGGGAAGCCUACAAGGGCAAAAAGUACUUGCCUCUUGAUUUGCGUCCAAAGAAAACCAGAGCCAUCCGUAGACGUCUUACCAAGCAUCAGGCUUCAUUGAAGACUGAAAGAGAGAAGAAGAAGGAAAAGUACUUCCCUUUGAGGAAAUAUGCUAUCAAGGCCUAAGAUGAUAAUUAUUAAGGAUGAGAUUUAGGUACUGAUGUAUGUUAAUCUCUUUCCAUUUUUGAAUUCAAGUUGUGUAAGAUCCGUCAGAAAUUAUGUAUUUGAUAGUUUGUCUGCUAUGAGUUACAAUAUGGUUGACAUUGGAGGUUGCUCUUUAUGCUUUUAGUUAUGUGAACUUGCUUUCGUAGAA